AUGCCGCCCAAACAAGAUGUUUUGCUGAUCGAAUCAACUGUUCAAGCUUCCGACCAUGCGCGUUGGAAAGCAGUGGCCGAGAAGUUCAACUUGAAUCUCAUUCGCUACGACUGCGAAUCCACGGAGGAGUUCAAAGAACGCCUAAAACACGGAGGCGCCUAUGACAAAAUCGUUGCCAUUGUCCGUAAUGGCUGGUUGAAGGCUGGCCCGCUCGCCUAUCAGCGACCAUUUGCCACAGAUGUCGUUCCAUAUUAUCCUGACACUCUCAAGCUCAUCUGCUGCAGUGGUCACGGAUAUGACGCAGCUGACACUGAUGCCAUCACGGCCAGAGGCAUCUGGUACUGCAAUACACCUAAUGCAUGCACCGAGGCCGUCGCAAACACAGCUCUCUCUCUGGUGCUAGACUCAUUCAGAUACCUCACUUAUGCGCAAUGGUGCGCGAGGUAUGACUGGUACAAGAGCCGGGACCUGGGACUUGAGGCCGUGGACCCGACUCACAAAUCCUUGGGUAUUGUAGGCCUGGGCGAUAUUGGUCUAGCCGUCGCGCGCAAAUGCGAGGCAGCUUUUGACAUGAGGAUUCACUAUCAAGGCCCACGACGCAAAUUGGAUAUGGAGAAGCUUUUCAAACAACCAGCUACCUACUACUCCUCGGUGGACGAGAUGAUUCCGCAUGUGGAUUGCAUCAUGAUAGCCGCCCCUUACACGGCCUCCACCCACCAUCUGCUUUCCUCGAGGCAAUUUUCACUCGCUAGAAAGAAUGGUUUGCGAGUUGUCAACAUUGCACGGGGUCAAAUGAUCGAUGAGGACGCCUUGUUGGAAGCUUUGGAAAGCGGCAAGGUCGUUGGUGUUGGGCUAGACGUACAUGCGAACGAACCAGGCAUCAACCCAAAGCUCAAGGACAAUUGGCGCGUCACUGUUCUGCCGCAUAUUGGUGUUUGUUCAAGCAGCAGCUGGGAGAACUUUGACAGAAUCAAUCUGGACAAUGUCGAAGCUUUCUUUGAUGCAGGCAAGCCAAUCACGCCAGUCAACAGCGUUAGCUAG
Molecule: messenger RNA, 1041 nt
Organism: Parastagonospora nodorum SN15
Lineage: Eukaryota; Fungi; Ascomycota; Dothideomycetes; Pleosporales; Phaeosphaeriaceae
Exons: 1
Coding region: 1-1041 (346 amino acids)
Cellular component (GO): cytosol
Molecular function (GO): NAD binding; glyoxylate reductase (NADPH) activity; hydroxypyruvate reductase [NAD(P)H] activity
Source: RefSeq, a predicted model, not a curated record